CUGGCGGAAUACAAGUUAUUAAACUUGGCUGCUAUCGAUACGUUGUAGUUAGCUGUACACACACAGGGAUAGUAUUUUAAUUAUAAACAGUUGGUGUUUUCUUUGGGAACAUAACUUGUGGAGAGAUGUCGACGCGGUCGGAGAGAGAAAAAGGCCAGAAACUGAAUGAGCAGCAUCAGGCCAUUCUGUACAAAAUGCUCAGAGAGAACGACAACAAAUACUGCGCUGACUGCGAGGCGAAAGGUCCGCUGUGGGCAUCAUGGAACCUGGGGAUCUUCAUGUGUAUACGCUGGAACCUGGGCAUCCAUAUCUCCGUAGUCAAAUCUGUCAACCUGGACCAAUGGACCCAAGAACAGAUCCAGGUAACAUGGGAAAACGUGUAUGGGGGUGUGUGACGGACAGUGUGGUCUGUGGGUAGUUUUGGGAGUGUUCAGUAUGGGAGGAUGUGAGGCAGUGUGAGUAAGACCGAUGGGGGGGGUGUGUGUGUAUAUUUGUGAGGGGGUGGGAAAAGAAAAUAAUUGUGCACGCAAACGCAAAAUGUAGGCCUAUCUGUGGUUUAUUGAAGAGAGUGCAUAGCUGUUAUCUGUGGGGAUAGAUAGUGUGAGUCUCUCUCUCAAUGUUAAUUGCUAACCCUAAUUAUUUCCUGAUGGAUGAUUAUUCCAACUCCAGCUCAUUCAUUCCUCCUCCCAACGCCAUCAUCCUCAUCUGUCUUGUGUGUGUGUGGUUUCCGGGUGCCAUCGUGUGUGUGUGCGUGUGUCA
This is a messenger RNA of Salvelinus sp. IW2-2015, 759 nucleotides long. The record is from RefSeq and is a predicted model, not a curated record. Lineage: Eukaryota; Metazoa; Chordata; Actinopteri; Salmoniformes; Salmonidae.